GCGGGCUUCAGCUGGCGAGGGGGAGGGGCCCGGGGUCCGCUCGGCCGUGGAAGGAAGGCCGGGAGGGCCGAGGGACGGGAGGGCGAGCGGAGAAGCCAGUUGUGGGGGAGGGGGGGGGCCUUUCAGCGGCGGCGGCGCCGCCUCGGCCUCUAGGAGGGGGGGGGCUUCUUGGGAAGGCGACCUGAGAGGAGUCGGCCCCUCCCCUUCCCCGGGGGGGCGACUGAAGGGAUUGGCGGCCCACAGAAAGGCCUUCCAGCCCCCCCCGUUCCCCCUCCCAGGAGAGGCGUGUAGGGGGGACUGCUCUGUUUGCCCCCCCCUUUGUUUGUCCCCUUCCUUGCAGGCUCGGUGCCCCUACAAUCCCCCGCAGGCAAUCCCCCUGCCCUGAAUUUCACCCCGGCCUGGCGGCAGCUUCUGCCAACCCCCCCCCCCCCCGCUCCCGCUCCCAAGGCUCCUCCUGGUCGUUCCCUGCCAGGUCUGUAGUUAUUCUGGGCACAAAGUUCUCUGCAAGACUUGACGCCCGACGCUUUGUGCUCCUUUCUUUUUCUUCUUGGUUUGCGACUCCCCCUCCCCAGUUUGUAGCCAUUGCAACUUUUUUUCCGGCUGGGACUGAAGGCGUGCAUCCCCCCCCCCCCGCCGCCCCCGAGUUCUGGGCUGCCCCAAGCGAGCGAUGGAGCUGCCAAGGGGCAAAGCCAGUCGCCCACUUCUGUGCCAUUCCGGUUGGAUCUCUUCGAGGGGACGAUCUUGAGGGUGUCGGUCGGCGGCUGUCAACAUGCGAGCCAAGCCCUGCUUUGUAGAAGUUGCCAUCCCCUCCUCUCUUCUGGGAAAGCGAGCGGAGUUGUCUUGCUCGGGGAUUUUAAGAAACCUCCUUUCCUGAGUGUCGGAAGUAGACCCUUUCCGUUGCUUGUCUGCUGCUUUUUUGGGGCGUGGGGUGGUGAUUGCAGACCCCUGGCCUCCCAUUUUGGAGACUAAUGAAGCCUUGAACUUGACCCACCAACGCAGCUGGUCCUGGAGCCCUGCUGUUGUACCUCUCUGAGAGAAAAGCUCCGUUUUUCCCCUUCCCUGAGUUUCUUGGAGGUGAUGGAACUCAUGUUUGCUGAGUGGGAGGACGGGGAAAGGUUUUCCUUUGAAGACUCUGACCGCUUUGAAGAGGACUCCCUUUGUUCCUUCAUUUCGGAGGCGGAGAGCUUGUGUCAGAACUGGAGAGGAUGGCGAAAGCAGUCAGCUGGACCCAACUCCCCCACUGUCAAAAUGAAAGGCUUGAGAGAGACAUUGGACCAUGAGAGUGGCUGGAUAAAGGUGGGCUUUAGGAUUGAAGAAGAUCUGAACUCUGGGCUUACUGAUGCAGGCUGUGCUCACACAGAUGGGCUGGUGAUCCCACUGGUGGAGCUGUCUGCUAAACAGGUGGCAUUUCACAUUCCGUUUGAGGUGGUGGAAAAAGUCUACCCGCCUGUGCCUGAACAGCUGCAGCUUCGUAUUGCCUUUUGGAGCUUCCCAGAAAACGAGGAGGACAUCAGGUUAUACUCCUGCUUGGCAAAUGGCAGUGCAGACGAAUUCCAGAAGGGAGAGCAGCUUUUCCGAAUGAGAGCCGUUAAAGAUCCGCUGCAGAUAGGUUUCCAUCUGAGUGCCACAGUGGUGCCUCCCCAGAUGGUACCACCCAAAGGAGCUUACAAUGUGGCCGUGAUGUUUGACAGAUGCAGAAUCACGUCCUGCAGCUGCACCUGUGGAGCCGGGGCCAAAUGGUGUGCUCAUGUGGUUGCUCUCUGUCUCUUCCGAAUACACAACGCAUCUGCCGUGUGCUUGCGAGCCCCUGUCUCAGAAUCCUUGUCUCGGCUGCAGAGAGAUCAGCUGCAGAAAUUUGCCCAGUACUUAAUCAGUGAACUCCCCCAGCAGAUACUGCCUACUGCUCAGCGCCUGCUGGAUGAGCUGCUGUCCUCCCAGUCAACUGCCAUCAACACUGUGUGUGGGGCCCCAGAUCCCACCGCUGGUCCUUCGGCCUCAGAUCAAAGCACCUGGUAUUUGGAUGAAUCAACGUUAAGUGACAACAUAAAGAAGACCCUGCACAAGUUUUGUGGUCCUUCUCCUGUUGUCUUCAGUGAUGUGAACUCCAUGUACCUGUCCUCCACGGAGCCCCCAGCUGCUGCGGAGUGGGCAUGCCUCUUGCGCCCCCUGCGAGGGAGGGAACCAGAAGGCAUCUGGAACUUGCUCUCUAUCGUUCGGGAGAUGUUCAAGAGACGGGAUACCAAUGCGGCUCCUCUUUUGGAAAUCCUAACAGACCAGUGCCUGACGUAUGAGCAGAUAACUGGCUGGUGGUACAGUGUCCGGACGUCUGCAUCCCACAGCAGUGCCAGUGGGCACACUGGCCGCAGCAACGGCCAGUCAGAGGUAGCUGCUCACGCCUGCGCCAGCAUGUGUGAUGAGAUGGUGGUGCUUUGGAGGCUGGCUGUCUUGGAUCCAACCAUCAGUCCCCACAGGCGAAGGGACAUGUGUGCGCAGCUCCGUAUGUGGCAGCUGAAGGUCAUCGACAACGUCAAGAGGGGGCAGCACAAGAAAUCCCUGGAGAAGCUGUUCCAAGGCUUUAAGCCGGCGGUUGAAGCCUGCUAUUUCAACUGGGAGGAGGCCUAUCCCAUCCCGGGCAUCACCUACAGCAGUGCCGACAAGAAGAAUUCUUUUUGCUGGGUGAAAGCCAUCCAGCAGCGGAGUUGUCGGCCGCAGUGCGCAGAGACCUUCUGUGAGGCAGGGAGGGGGCCUGGGCAGGAGGCCACGGGGGCCUGCCUGCAGUUAGGGGACAGGUCCCGCCUCGCUUCCCAGGAACCAGCGGUACGCCCAAAAGAAAUAAUUGGGAAGCGGAAAGUUGUCCCCGACGGCCCUCAGCGUGUCCUGAGGCGUCUCUCGGCAGAAGGCGACAAGGCGGCCUACAAGCCGGCCGCAAACAAGGGCAAGCUUCCAGCAGGGAAGAGCUUGGCCAGCAAGCACAGUGGGAAGCGCCGCAUGAGCAGCGAGGACAGCUCUCUGGAGCCAGACCUGGCCGAGAUGACUCUGGACGACAGCAGCUUGGCCCUGGGGGCGGAGGCCAGCAACACGUUCAGUUUCACGGAGAGCCCCUUGAGCCGGAGCUUUCGGGAUACCUUUGAGGACGAGGGGGGCGUGUAUUUCUCGGAAGCUGCCGAACCAACCCUCCGGAGCAGUCCGUCCACCAAGAAGACCCCCAAGGACCCCGCGGGGGAAGUGGGUAGCGGAGACGACGACUUCCCUUGCCCAGACCAGAGUGGUGGUGGGGUGAGUCUGAAACCGAAAGAAGUGGGGGAGAAUGGUGCGGCUGGAGGAGAAGAGGACGAUGAUGACUAUCAGGUGUACUAUCUGAACCCCCAGGAGGUUUCUAAGGAAGAGGAGGAGAAGGCGGAGGGAGGGGUGGAAGAAGACCAGGACAUCUUUGCUGGGAUAAAGCCUCUGGAGCAGGAGAACCGCAUGGAGAUCCUCUUUGCCUGCGCAGAGGCCCUCUACGCCCACGGCUACAGCAACGAAGCCUGCCGCCUGACCGUAGAGCUCGCCAAGGAUUUGCGGGCCAACCCCCCAGACCUCAAAGUGGAGCAGCCCCCAACCAAGGGAAAGAAGAACAGGGUAUCCACCAGCAAGCAGACUUGGAUGGCGACCAACACCUUAUCGAAAGCGGCAUUCCUGCUCACUGUGCUCAGUGAACGGCAGGAGUACCACACCCUGGCUUUCCAGAUCGGCAUGUUUGCUUUGGAGCUGCAGAGGCCCCCGGCCUCCACCAAGGCACUGGAGGUCAAGUUGGCCUACCAAGAGUCAGAGAUUGCGGCCCUGCUGAAGAAAAUCCCACUUGGCUCCAAUGAGAUGAACACCAUUCGGGGAAGGGCAGAGGAGCUGAGGGAAGGAACUCUCUGUGACUACCGCCCGGUCUUGCCGCUCAUGCUGGCCAACUUCAUAUUCGACGUCCUGUGUGCUCCAGUGGUUUCUCCUACCGGAUCCAGACCGCCGAGCCGUAAUUGGAAUAAUGAAAUGCCUGGAGAUGAGGAGCUGGGCUUUGAGGCAGCUGUGGCGGCUCUUGGCAUGAAGACAACUGUGAGUGAAGCAGAACACCCUCUUCUGUGCGAAGGCACCCGAAGGGAGAAGGGUGACCUGGCGCUACUCCUGAUGACAACUUACAAAGAUGACCAGUCAAAACUAAAAAAAAUCUUGGACAAGCUGUUAGACAGAGAGAGUCAAACGCACAAGCCUCAGACACUGAGCUCCUUCUACUCGUCUAGCAAGCCGACGGUGGCCAAUCAGAAGUCUCCUUCCAAGCAUGCAGCCCAAUCAGCGGCACCCAUUCAGCAUCUCUCGGGGGGGUCUGUGCCUCAGCAGGCAGGGGUGGCCCCUGCAGUCCAGAGCAGCCCCUCAGAACCCUUCGUUGAGAAGAGUGCUCAAGAGAACCCUCAGAGGUCUCCUUGUGACCCGCCAGUGGAAUCCAGCAUCUUGAAACAAGAAGGGAAAGUUCCCAGCCGGCUGGCCCUGGGGAACAGAGGCGGCUACAAUGGCCGGUGUUGGGGCUCUCCUGUCAGGCAGAAAAAGAAACAUACCGGCAUGGCUAGCAUCGACAGCAGCGCCCCAGAAACCACCUCCGACAGCUCCCCAACUCUCAGCCGUCGGCCCCUGCGGGGUGGGUGGGCGGCCACCUCCUGGACCAGAGGACAGGACAGCGACAGCAUCAGCAGCUCCUCCAGCGACUCUCUGGGCUCCUCCUCCUCCAGCGGCAGCCGGAGAGCCAGCGGAGGGGCCCGCGCCAAGACUGUGGAAGUCAGCAGGUACAAAGGAAGAAGGCCAGAGAGCCACGCCCCUCACGUCCCCAACCAGCCAUCGGAGGCGGCCGCCCACUUCUACUUUGAGCUGGCCAAGACGGUCCUCAUCAAGGCCGGGGGCAACAGCAGCACCUCCAUCUUCACCCACCCGUCCUCCAGCGGCGGUCACCAGGGGCCUCAUCGCAACCUCCACCUCUGCGCCUUCGAGAUCGGGCUCUACGCCCUGGGGCUGCACAACUUUGUCUCCCCCAACUGGCUCUCUCGGACGUACUCCUCCCACGUCUCGUGGAUCACAGGGCAAGCCAUGGAGAUCGGCAGCGCAGCCUUGAAUAUCCUGGUGGAGUGCUGGGAUGGGCACCUGACCCCGCCAGAAGUGGCGUCCUUGGCUGACAGAGCGUCCAGAGCCAGGGAUUCCAACAUGGUGCGCGCAGCUGCCGAGCUGGCGCUGAGCUGCUUGCCCCACGCCCACGCCUUGAACCCAAACGAGAUCCAGAGAGCCCUGGUCCAGUGCAAGGAGCAGGAUAAUCUGAUGCUGGAGAAAGCCUGCAUGGCAGUGGAGGAGGCGGCUAAAGGAGGAGGGGUUUAUCCCGAGGUCCUCUUUGAAGUGGCUCACCAGUGGUACUGGCUGUACGAACAGACUGUGGGCGGGACCCUCGCCCAAAGGGAAGGGGCCACAGGCUGCAGCGCUAGUGGAGCCCGGGCAAAUUGCGAAGCAGUCCGUGGGCUGGCGGAUAAUAGAGUGACCUCAGAGCCCGCCACGGUGACUGUGGCGGCGGCCGUGACCGCUGCGGCAACGGUGGUGCCCGUGAUCUCAGUGGGGUCAACGAUCUACCAGCAGCACACCAUGGCUGGGCCGGCCGUGGCUCACGCACACACGCAGGGGCUUCACCCCUUCACCACUCUCCAGACACACAUUCCGUGCAAUCCUCAGUACAUCGGGCACCCGAUCCAGCACAUGCCGCGCCCGACUGUCUUCCCCGUGCCAGGCUCUGCGUAUCCCCAAGGUGUCCACCCAGCAUUCAUUGGGGCCCAGUAUCCAUACUCUGUAGCCACCCCAUCUUUGGCAGCUACAGCGGUGUCAUUCCCAGGAGUGCCUGUCCCGUCUAUGACGCAGAUCGCCGUGCAUCCUUACCAUGCUGAGACGGGGCUUUCGCUGUCAUCGAACGUAGCAAUAGGGAGUGUCCACGCAGGGACGACGUUCCCGGCCCUCCAAGGGACUGCUUUGACAAGUCUGUCUUCUCAGCCCACCCCCCUUGUUGCGGGGGGCUUCCCCUCGGAAGAGGAGCAGCACAGCCAGCCCGUGAGCCCCCAGGGCCUGCACUACCUGCACUCUGCUUACCGAGUCGGGAUGCUGGCCCUGGAGAUGCUCGGCCGUAGAGCUCACAAUGAUCACCCCAACAACUUCUCGCGCAGCCCACCGUACACGGAAGAUGUGAAGUGGCUCCUGGGCCUGGCUGCCAAGUUAGGUGUGAACUAUGUCCACCAGUUCUGCGUUGGUGCAGCCAAGGGAGUCCUGAGCCCUUUUGUGUUGCAAGAGAUCAUCAUGGAAGCCCUGCAGAGGCUGAAUCCCGCCCACGUCCACAACCACCUGCGGACGCCCGCCUUCCACCAGUUGGUCCAGCGGUGCCAGCAGGCUUACAUCCAGUACAUCCACCACCGGCUGAUCCACUUGACUCCGGCGGAGUACGAUGACUUUGUGAAUGCCAUCCGCAGUGCCCGCAGCGCCUUCUGCCUGACCCCCAUGGGAAUGAUGCAGUUCAACGACAUCCUCCAGAACCUGAAGCGCAGCAAGCAGACCAAGGACUUGUGGCAAAGGGUCUCUCUGGAAAUGACCACCUUUUCGCCCUGACGGCUUGGGGAGGGCGCCACCUCUGCCCUCCCCCUCACUCAAGUUCUGCUCCCGGCAUCCUUCCUUUAUGGGGUCGUUUUAUUUUAGCUGUUGGAAACCACUGAGUUGAUUUAUUUAUGCCAUGACAUUCCUCUUCCGUGCGACUUCUGUGGCCAAGCGCCACGUCUUUGUUCUCUCCUUCCCCAGCAGGUGGAACUUGAGGAGCUGUUUUGUGAGUACAAGGAGGCGUGUCUGCGAGAAAGAGAACGUGUGUGUGUGCGUGUGUGUGUCCGUGCGCGUGUGCGAGCAAAUGUGGGCGAGUGGGAGGACCAGGCUGAUGUUUUGCCAGUGCUGUCAAGCCCUUGUCCUCCUUGGAGGUGGCUUCACAAACGAUCCGCUCUGUGUGCGCACCCGUGUGUGUGUGCACAUUUGGGGAUAGGGUGGAGCCUGUCUUAAAAGUAUUUAUUUUGGCAUUUAUAAAUAUGUAUACUACUUUCUAUAAGAUUCUAAAAAGAUUCACGUAUCACGGACCAGGAGAGGCACAGCUUGCUUUCUGUGCAGCCGGGGCCCCUCCCUGACCACUCUUUCCCACCGCCCUCAACCUUCCAAGCGGGCAGAAGCUGGGAGCGACACCCCCCUCCCCCUGGCCAGAUCUGCCCUCAUGCUGCCCAGGACAGAACUGAUCUGGCUCCUGCAGCUCUGUGUGGCUGCUCAAAAAAGGGCCCCCUACCCCGACCGCUGCCGGCUUCCUCAGACGUUCUAACCAGGGGGCUCCUGAGUUGUGUACAGUCACGUUCCCUCGGUUGGGAUUGUUAGCACUCCUGUAAUCGAUUUCUUAUUCCUUGUCUUAGUUUCCCUGAUUAAAACAUCCAUUUUCUUA
Molecule: messenger RNA, 7504 nt
Organism: Sphaerodactylus townsendi
Lineage: Eukaryota; Metazoa; Chordata; Lepidosauria; Squamata; Sphaerodactylidae
Gene: ZSWIM8
Product: zinc finger SWIM-type containing 8
Exons: 27
Coding region: 1078-6645 (1855 amino acids)
Cellular component (GO): Cul2-RING ubiquitin ligase complex
Molecular function (GO): zinc ion binding
Source: RefSeq, a predicted model, not a curated record